AGAGAGCCGGUAAUAUUCCCCCAAUCCCUUACCCUACUCUCGGCGGAGCGCACUUUCCAGAAGAAACGAGACGUCGCGAUCGGAUGGCUUUCGCAAUCGCCUUCCUCUCUUGCUCGCUCUCGGCUCCGGCCCUUUCCUCGUCUACAGUCCCCCUCUUCCAUCUCCAUCCUUGCUCCCUUCGCCUUCAGAUUGCGCCGCUCGUUCAUCGCUCCUUCGGCUCCGUCAGCGGAUUCCCACGGAAGAUUCGCUUGAACUAUCCUCGGUCUUUCAAUUCACCUGAUAUAUUAGGAUCUUCCUCCCCGAUCUCUGAUCAAGAUGACUCACUCCCGAUGCCCAUAGUUCAUAUGGAUCAAGAUUCUGAUGCUUAUGCCACAACUGUGCAACUUAGCUCUGGGGACCAUUUAGGAGCAGUAGUUGCCAAGUUGUAUAUUGUAUACUUGGGAGAGAGGAAGCAUGAGAAUCCAGAGCAUGUCACUGACUCACACCUAGAUAUGCUCACUUGUCUCCUUGGAAGCAAAAAGGAUGCCCUGACUUCUCUAGUUUACAGUUACAAGCAUGUCAUCUCAGGCUUUGCAGCCAUGCUUACAGAAGAGCAAGCAAAACAAUUAGCAGAGUCACCUGACGUGAGCAGUGUACAACCGAGCAGAAACUACGAGCUACAACCAACAUGGAGCUGGGAUUUUCUGGAGGUGCAGUAUGAUCAUCCGACUCAACUCCUCGAGAAGAGCAACUAUGGAGAUGACACCAUCACAGGAAUCGUUGAUACAGGGAUAUGGCCGGAAUCCAAGAGCUUCGACGAUGACGGCUAUCGAGUGAUACCAUCAUGGUGGAAAGGCGUGUGCCAGGUCGGCGACGCCUUCUGUGCGAAUGAUGAUACAAGGGAGGUGUUGGGGAACGAGGAGGCGGGAUAGUCGAGGAGAUGAAAUGAAAUGCAAAGCACGCUGUCCGGAGGUCCCUAGGGGAAUGUUAAUAAAUUUUGUUCCAUGAUUCGUUAUGUUAAAAUGAGUUGGAGACUAUGUGCAUGUUUUGUUCGGUGUCUUAUGAAUUUUCGUUGAAAAGUUUAUGUUAAGUUUGAGGUUCAUAUGUGAUACAAACUUUCUUGAGUCAAUGGUGAAUGUGAGUUUUAUUGCUU
Messenger RNA from Zingiber officinale, 1132 nucleotides. RefSeq names its product subtilisin-like protease SBT3.5. Bases 84 to 911 code for a protein of 275 amino acids. NCBI's taxonomy places the organism in Eukaryota, Viridiplantae, Streptophyta, Magnoliopsida, Zingiberales, Zingiberaceae. The record is from RefSeq and is a predicted model, not a curated record. Gene Ontology annotation, molecular function: serine-type endopeptidase activity. The transcript has 8 exons. Gene Ontology annotation, biological process: proteolysis.